Messenger RNA from Tribolium madens (black flour beetle), 3731 nucleotides. RefSeq names its product inactive dipeptidyl peptidase 10. The transcript has 10 exons. The record is from RefSeq and is a predicted model, not a curated record. NCBI's taxonomy places the organism in Eukaryota, Metazoa, Arthropoda, Insecta, Coleoptera, Tenebrionidae. Gene Ontology annotation, molecular function: serine-type peptidase activity; dipeptidyl-peptidase activity. Gene Ontology annotation, biological process: proteolysis. The coding region runs from base 737 to 3283 and encodes 848 amino acids.
AACACAUGUUAAACACAUCCUUAAAUCCGACAGUUAAAAAAGAUCGCUGUGCUUAAAUAAAUUUAAAAGUUUAAUUACUAAACACAUGUAACGCAAUUAUAAACAAUUUGUAAAACAUAUCAGUAAACAAUGUUCUGAUGAAUCGCCAAAAAAUAUUUGACAAAGGAGAGUAUACACUGUAGUAUUUUUGAUAUUGUUAUUUUGGGACCAUUUUAUAUAAAUAUUAGAGCUAGAUUUUAGAGUUAAGUGUUAGAAAAUUGUUGUUUCCUAUUAAUUCUAGUUGUUCUAGUGAUAAAUGUGCUCAAUUAGAAUUAAAUGUUGCAUAUCUAAAGUAUUUUAAUGAAUGUUUACACACGAUUUAAUGGGGCCACUUGCACAUAGUACCAAAUUAACCUAAAUUUAUUCCAGUGCCAAAAAUUGUGAAGAUAUCCAAACAUAAUACAAAUCACUUAAAGUUGCCAAUUUUUAUACGCUAUUUUUUGUAAGAAGAGGUUUAUUCCCCCAGUGCCAUUCUAAAGUUAAAAAAAUAUUGAACCAAUAAAUUCUCUUGAACUCUAAUACAACUCUAAAACUUUUUCGUAAAGUUUCACUAACACAAAACAUAAAAUAAACUCUUAAGUGUUAAACCUAAAUGUCCCUACGUGUUAGUAAAUAUAAUAAAUUUAUAAAUGUAACUAAACUAAAUGUCUAAAUACCCAUUUGUAAACGUACAAGUGCUAAGUUAUCGUCUUAUAUUAUGGCUAGUACUGUGCCUGAAGUAAAACCUGUGAUUGCGACUGUAAGUACGAUACACGCCGCUCCUGAAUCGGAAAUGGACGCACUUUUGCUUGGCAGAACUCGGGAGCUGGUUGUCAGUUCCCCCAACGAAAGGAACUGGAGAGGCAUCUUCAUAGCCCUUCUAGUGAUAGUCGCCGUUCUCGGCCUAAUUGUUUUCAGUAUUGUGUUGGUCUCACCGCCAGAAGAAGGGCCUAGGACUAAAGGCAACAAACCUUCCUUAGAAGAUAUCUUCAUCAAGCUUCCACCCCCGGCCAGGUUCAACGGGACCUGGCUUACAGAAUCCGAGUUUGUCUACAAAGAUGAACACGGGGGAGUCACAUUAUACAACGCCGAGAACUUAACCACCAGAAUAAUAAUGACAAAUUCUACUUUUAGACAAUAUGAUGCAGUCGAUUUCAGGAUUUCGAGCGAUUUGAGGUUUGUCCUCCUCAUAUGUGAAGUCACAAAAAUUUACAAGUACACCACAUUGGCGAAAUAUCACAUUUAUGAAAUUCAGACAAGGAUACGAAAACCUUUAUCUCCGAGAGAACUAGACGAUAAAGCUCCAUUUUUGCAAUACGCCGCGUGGUCUCCCGAUGGCACAGGCGUAGUUUUUGUCCAUGAUAAUGACAUUUAUUACAAGCCAAAAGUCGAAAAAGACCUAGUUUGUAGAAUAACCAACACCGGAAAACCCAACCUUGUGUAUAAUGGAGUUCCAGAUUGGCUGUACGAAAAUGAAAUACUCAAAACUUCUCACACUGUGUGGUUCUCGCCGAAUAGCUUAUAUCUUCUCUAUAUUACAUUCAACGACACUCAAGUGGGAGAGUACAAAUACCCUUGGUACGACAGUGGCAACCCCAAAGUCACUUAUCCAAAAAUAAAAUCGUUUAGGUUUCCCACGGUGGAAACCCCAAAUCCUGAAGUAACCGUCUGGAUGGUCAAUUUAACUAGACCAAAGUAUCUGUUCCCCGUGGAGCUAAAGCCAACAAACAGUGUUGAAAUUGGAAGUUAUAUAACUAGUGCUAGUUUCCUUGGGGAACAGAAUGUUGCUAUAAUUUGGUUAAACAGACAUCAGAACGUUUCGGUCAUAUUAACAUGCAAACCCCAGAACAAUUACAACUGCAGUGAUUUUCACAUUGAAAGAGAACACAUCGGUUGGUCUGAGCGAAUUUUUCACCCGGUUUUCUCCCAUAAUGGAAAUCAAGCUUUAGUAAGACUUCCCGUGAAAGACGGCGAUAAUGGCCAUUAUAUGCACGCUUGUUUACUUUUCAACAACAACGUGAUCCCCUUGACACACGGUGCUUUUGAAUUAAGUCGUAUCCUCGCGUGGGACGAACAAAAAAACCUAAUAUAUGCUUUGGCGACAAAUGAGAACGCCCCUGGAGUUCGUCACUUGUUCAAAAUAGGCGAUACGAAUUCCUCACAACAAUGGACUUGCAUGACUUGUCAACCUCGAAUCGAUCCCAAUAUGACUUACGUCUACUUUCAAGACUACAUGAACGAGACGAUGAUUAAUAAUAGCUUACUUGUAAAUUAUGCGUGCGACUUCAACAACAUCAUUUUCAGCAAAAAUUAUAAAUAUUACAUUCAAGAAUGUCUGGGACCAAACAUUCCUGUAGUUUUUCUAGUAGAAACUGCCACAAAUACAAGACUUGCAGUUUUAGACGCUGGCGUGAAGCUCAAACGAAAAGUCAAAAAUCUUUCAGCGCCUCAAAUCAAAACGAUACAAGUAGAAAUAGAAGACGGGUAUAGGGCUCAAGUCAGGUUGUAUUUACCGCCGAUUUUACGAGAGUACGAAGAAGUGACUUUUCCGCUUAUUCUUUUGGUUGACGCUUCACCUUCCUCUCAAACGGUUUCACAACAAUGGGAGUUGUCCUGGCCAUGGUAUCUCGCCAGUACUCGAAACUACAUUGCUGCAAAAAUCGAUGCAAGAGGGUCAGGGUUUCAGGGAGUAAGAAUGAGGAGAGAAAUUCAACAUAAGAUCGGUUCCGUUGAAGUUCAAGACCAAUUGGCAGUUCUGACUUAUCUGAGAGACACCUUCAAAUUCAUUGAUAGAACAAAAAUUUGUACUGUUGGAAGAGGUUAUGGCGGAUAUGUCGCGACAAUGAUGCUACUCGAAGAUUUUUAUCAAGUUAUCAACUGUUCUGUCAGUAUUUCACCCAUAACCAACUGGAAAUAUCACAAUUCAUAUUUCACAGAAAAAUAUUUUGGAAUUCCAACCAAACAUCUCCACGAUUACGAAAAUGCAGAUUUAACUAUGAGAGCCGGUAAUUUAAACGAACGUCGAUUUUUGCUCAUUCAUGGGUCUGCGGACACUUCGGUAACGCCACAACAUGCGUUGCUGUUUGCUAGGGCUUUAAUACAACAAGAAGUGUUGUUCCAGCAGCUGGUGUAUCCCGAUGAAGGUCACGAGUUCUCCAAAAAAUCUCUCAUCCAUAUGUACAAAGAAAUCGAUCAAUUUUUUAAUGAUUCUUUCGGACCCAUCAUCGAUGAUUGGAACGAUGAUUCAAGUUUUUUUAUACAAUAAAUUGUUAUAUACAGCUCCUUAUUGUUAUACAGAAAAAAUUAGCAAACUACCCUUUGGAUCAUACACAUUUUUAUACAAAGAAUCUCAAAAUUUGGGUGCUUCAAGCUUAAAAAACGUCCAUCUUCCCCGUAUUGGAAUAUGAAAUUUUGUAUUUUUAGGUAUACCCUGUUUGUAAUAUGUUUAUCGAGUUAUUUUACGUCGUCAAAUAUACAUAAUAACGUAACUGAUGUUUGCCGCAUUCCAAUUUUUUACAAUAUUAUAAAUGUAUAUAUGUGCCUAACCUUAUAGCUUUAUCGUUAAUCGUUAAAGUGAGUAUAACAUAUUAUAUUUUUUGUUGCUGAACAUAUGUAACUAUAUCAUAAUCAUUGUUAUAAUAAUAAUGUUAUAUUUGUACAAUAUGUACUGAAUUCAAUGUGACACCAAAGCCAAAUAAAUGUUAACUUUAUUC